AUGGAGAAACGCGAAUUAGAGAAACUUGAAUCUGUCGAACUCGAGGAAGUCCGUCAAAGCAGGGACCUUCCUUCACCUGCCACUGCAGCACAACAACCUCGCAAUCGUGCAAGGUUCAGUGCCGCCACGAUCAUUCCAGUGUGGAUUGUUCUUAGUAGUGGAGUCAUCAUUUACAACAAUUACCUCUACAACACUGUAAACUUCAAGUACCCCGUUUUUUUGGUUACUUGGCAUUUGACUUUUGCAGCUAUUGGAACUCGCAUCCUUCAACGUACAACGCAUCUCCUAGACGGUGCAAAGGAUGUACCAGUCAGCAAAGACAUGUUCUUUCGCUCCAUUCUACCCAUCGGUCUCCUUUUCUCUGGCAGUCUCAUCCUUAGCAACACUGCUUAUCUGUACCUGAGCGUGGCCUAUAUUCAGAUGCUCAAGGCCUUCACCCCCGUAGCAAUCCUUCUCAUCACAUGGGCCACCCGCAUCAGCGAACCCUCCCGCAAGCUACUCCUCAUCGUCCUCAUGAUCUCCUCCGGUGUCGCCGUCACAAGCAAGGGUGAACGAUUCUUCAGUUGGAUCGGGUUUAUCAUUCAAGCUGGAGGAGUUGGGUUUGAAGCUACCCGCCUAGUUCUUAUCCAAAUUCUCCUCCACGGACUCAAAAUGGACCCCCUCGUCUCUCUUCAUCUCUACGCACCUGUCUGCGCCCUUAUCAACCUCUGCGUCAUACCUUUCACUGAGGGCAUGGAGCCGUUCCGAGUAGUAUGGGGAAGCAUCAUAGGAUCAUACAGCCAUGCCAUGUCCGCCGUAUCAGGCGAAGUGGCAUCGAACGCUACUGUCUCAAUAGUCGGCGAAGAAGCAACACCUCACAUCACCCCCUUCCUUCUUCUCACAAACGCGCUGCUUGCGUUCCUGCUAAAUAUUGCUGCUGUGUUUUUGGUGGGUGCCGGGAGCGGGUUGGUGUUGACACUUGCGGGGGUGUUGAAGGAUGUGUUGUUGGUUGCGGGGAGUGUGGUAAUUUGGGGUGGGCAGGUUGGCACUUUGCAGGCCCUUGGAUACUCAAUAGCGUUGUGUGGAUUGGUGAUGUUUAAAAUGUCGGGUGGGAAGUGA
Suillus subaureus is the source of this 1098-nucleotide messenger RNA. Its product is annotated as TPT-domain-containing protein. Bases 1 to 1098 code for a protein of 365 amino acids. The transcript is spliced from 6 exons. Gene Ontology annotation, cellular component: endosome; Golgi apparatus; trans-Golgi network. Gene Ontology annotation, molecular function: antiporter activity. The record is from RefSeq and is a predicted model, not a curated record. NCBI's taxonomy places the organism in Eukaryota, Fungi, Basidiomycota, Agaricomycetes, Boletales, Suillaceae.